This is a messenger RNA of Solanum verrucosum, 1794 nucleotides long. Its product is annotated as WRKY transcription factor 44. NCBI's taxonomy places the organism in Eukaryota, Viridiplantae, Streptophyta, Magnoliopsida, Solanales, Solanaceae. The transcript is spliced from 6 exons. Gene Ontology annotation, biological process: regulation of DNA-templated transcription. The record is from RefSeq and is a predicted model, not a curated record. Bases 86 to 1489 code for a protein of 467 amino acids. Gene Ontology annotation, molecular function: DNA-binding transcription factor activity; sequence-specific DNA binding.
GGUCCAGUAAAUGGGAUUCAAUGGGAGCUCUGAUGAAUUCUUAGGGUUUUUCUCUACCUCCAUCUGGUAAAGACAACAGAUCAAGAUGGAGGUCAAUGAAACCGCGAAAAUAGCUAUAGUUAGACCAGUAGCUUCAAGGCCAAGAUGUCCUAUUUACAAAUCUUUCUCUGAGCUCUUAGCUGGUGCGGUAGAUAUAUCAUCCACAAAUGCUAGUUCUGAAAUGGCGAUUACCGCCAUAAGACCAAAAACUGUCAGGCUGAAGCCUGUAACAAACCAUGCUUUAGUUGGAGAGCGUUCUUCACAGGUUGGAGUGUCUGAGGCACCAGUUGGUUGUCGAUCUGAUUUCAUCUUGCAAUCGGUAGAGAAACCCAAGGUCCUGUAUAAACCCAUAGCUAAACUUGCACCAAGGAAAACAAUUCCUCUCCUUGAAAAUAAGGGAAGCUCUGCAUCUGAUCAGCGACAAGAAAAAGCUGAGGCUAAGGCUGAUGUUCAAUCAGCAAAAGAAGUUAAACAACAUCGCGACCUUACGACAGAAUCUAAACGAAGUCUCUUAGCAAAAUCAGGAGAGGACAAAAAAAUAGUGGGUUCAACAAUUGUAUCAGAGAACACAGAAGAGGUUCCACAAUCUUUGGUCAACACAAGUAAUGUCGAUCGUCCUAGUUAUGAUGGAUAUAAUUGGAGAAAAUAUGGACAAAAGCAAGUUAAAGGAAGUGAAUACCCGAGAAGUUACUAUAAGUGCACGCAUCUAAAGUGUCCUGUGAAAAAGAAGGUUGAAAGAUCAUACGAUGGCCAGAUUGCUGAAAUUGUUUACAGGGGUGAGCACAACCACCCAAAGCCUCAGCCUCCAAAGCGCAACUUGUCAGACGUACAUGUGCGAGCAGGCGUAUGCAAUGACACUUUUAAAGAAACAAAUAAUCCUGCAUGGAGUAACCAACAUCCUCAGACGAGUGAAGCUUACGUCUGUAGGAUAGAAAAUCCGAAUGAUGUCGGGUUGACUAUAAAUUCAGCUCAUUCUAGCAAAGCACCAUGCUUUUAUGAUCCCAUUGCAGCUGCAGGAAUGCACACUGCUGUCAGAAAUUCUGAAGAUUCUGCUGAAGGAAGUAGAAAGUUGGAAACUACUUGUGAUGAACCAAAAACUAAAAGAAGGAAACUUAAAGGCCAAUGCAAGGGAGCAGGUACAUCAGGGGAAAGUACAUUUCCUUAUAUACCAAACCAAAGUACUACUGACUCUGAAAUUACCGAUGAUGGUUUUCGCUGGAGAAAAUAUGGCCAGAAGGUUGUCAAGGGAAGUUCAUAUCCCAGGAGCUAUUAUAGAUGCACAAGUCCUAAAUGCAGCGUGCGGAAGUUUGUUGAAAGAACCAUGGAUGAUCCAAAAGCCUUUAUUACUACAUAUGAGGGAAAACACAACCAUGUCGUUCCAAACAGAAGACCAAAUUCAGAGGCGUCCAAGACGAGCUCAAAAUCUUCAGCUAUGAAAGAGAAAUCAUAGUCUUCGUGAUCAGAAUAACCUCAUCCCAGCAAAAAUAAACUAUAUGGUAAUAUUAUACACUCAAGAAGAUGGUUUAGCAAAACGGAAAUUAAUGAAGUUAAUCUUAUUGCAGUAGUCAUUAUAUUUCCUUUGCUAAACCAUCUGAGAGCGCCAAAUGCUUGGGAGUUCCUAUUUGUUUGCUAGAAGAGGCAACAAUUGAGAUCUUUUCAAGCAUCAAGAAUGUAAACAAUUGGCCUCUAAUGAGUUAAUAAUUAGUUAUCUAUAUAUGUUCAAGACAUCAAUAUUAUAUUGUUAAGUUGACAAAC